Hibiscus syriacus is the source of this 969-nucleotide messenger RNA. RefSeq lists its product as uncharacterized. The record is from RefSeq and is a predicted model, not a curated record. Bases 427 to 861 code for a protein of 144 amino acids. NCBI's taxonomy places the organism in Eukaryota, Viridiplantae, Streptophyta, Magnoliopsida, Malvales, Malvaceae. The transcript has 2 exons.
AAAUGGAUCGGCAGCAGGGAAGCGACCAUUUCAGUAUUCCGGUCAUGAUCCGGAAGCGAGAGAAGAAGAAGCCGGUGGUGUCGGUGCCGAUGUCGAUCAUAUAUUUCCGGUCUACUCAGCUAGGUCACAACAAGACAUGAAUGCUGUGGUUCAAGCCCUAACUCAAGUUAUUGGAAACAUAACAAUAAUCCACUCGUUCAACCUCAUGAUGAUCAGGAUCCCAACCCAACUGCUCAACAAGACCAACCUCAUCAUCAACAAGCUAAAGCUAAAGCUCAAGCUCAAGGGAAUGCCCGGAGAAUACACUAUAGAGGAGUACGGCAAAGGCCAUGGGGGAAAUGGGCCGCAGAGAUUCGUGACCCGAAAAGGCGGCUCGGGUUUGGCUGGGAACGUUCGAAACAGCUGAAGCAGCGGCCUUGGCCUACGAUGAAGCUGCACUUAGGUUUAAAGGAAGCAAAGCGAAGCUUAACUUCCCGGAAAGAGUUCAAGGAAGAUCCGAAUCCGGUUAUUUCUCAAGUCGUCAAGAAAUUGCACGGACGGUGGUGGCACCACCACCACCUCAACCACCGCUUUCUCAACCAACGUAUCCCAAUAUUUCCCAGUAUGCGCAGCUCCUCGGUGGUGGCUCAACCACUCCUUUCAACUAUGCUAUGCCAAGUGCUGCCUAUGGAUCCUGCCGCCAGCUUUACUUCUCAGUCUUCAUCUUCAUCUCCCGCAACGUUAGCAUUUCAACAACAUCAUCAACAACAACAAGAACAAGAGAAUUUGGGUGGAUUUUCAUUGCAGUUCGGUAGUUCGUCGCCAGCUUCAGAUCAUCCAGGGAACAGGAGGGAUUAUGAUUAUUACUAUUCAAGGGAAUAGAGUAUUGUUUUUAAAUGAUCUUUUGUUUUUGUUUUUGAACUUUUGCAUGCAUUUCGUUUCCCUAUAAUGCUUGUUUAAAACCCUUAUUUUCCUUCAAGUUUUUGCCAA